AUGAAGUAUUGUGUGCGGUCAGCUAUACACAAAUACACCGAAUGCCGCAAUCGACCAAUCAGAAUCAAGUGUUCCAGAGAGUUUUGUUUGUCAUUUGAUGAUGGAUCUCUCCUUCCAACUCCCUCUUCCUCCAGCACUCGUCCUCUCAGUGUCACCUCUCCAAACACUCCCAACUCUGCAAAUGGAACCAGAAGCCCCACCGAUCUUCUCUUUCUGCCCCUCAUCCACCCCCACCCCAAUUUCUCUAAUUCUCGCUCUUCUGACCUGUACACCCUCAUUUUUCCAGACCUCUUCAUGAGCACAGCCCCACUGUUGCCCAGCAGCAUGCCAACAUGGGUGGUGUUCCCUGCCAUCACUCUGAGGGCGGGAUUACCUGUGGCCAAAGAUGACAGCAGCAACACAGCCAUCCUGAUUGGUUGCCUGGUUGGAAUUAUCCUGCUCCUAUUGGCCAUUAUAGCUGUCAUACUGUGGAGGCAGUACUGGAAGAAGCUACUUGGCAAGGCCCAGGGCAGUCUCUCCAGUGACGAUCUACGAGUUCAUCUUUCAGUUCCAUUGGAUAAUGUUGUGAUCAACAAUACAAACACACACACAUACUCCAGCCGCUAUCAGCGCAUACACACUUUUCCAGAUGACAGAGACCGAGAGGGAGAGUACCAGGAGCCCAGCACUGUACUGCAGCCCCGAGAGCAGUGUGACAGCACAGCUUGUGCUAUUGAUAAAGUUGAUAAAGGCCUGCCCAUUCAGGAAGGACCACCUCCUUACCCUGUAGCCCCGCCCCCUGGUCUAUCAGGCGUACAUUAUGGAGAAGCAUCGGGAGGCAGGGGGAGUGUUCCUCAUUAUGCAGAAGCUGACAUCAUCAGUCUGCAAGGCGUUAGUGGUAACAAUACAUAUGCAUUUCCCGCCCUCUCAGCUUCCAUGCCCACAGACUGCCCACCACUGCCAGAGUUGCCACGGGAACGACUUAUAUUCAAAGAAAAGCUUGGAGAAGGCCAAUUCGGAGAGGUUCAUUUGUGUGAGAUUGAAAACCUGCAGGACCUUCCGAACCUGGAGUUCACAUUUAAUGUGAGGAAAGAACGCCCUCUGCUGGUAGCUGUGAAGAUUUUACGGCCAGAUGCUUCUAAAAAUGCCAGGAAUGAUUUUCUGAAGGAGGUGAAGAUCUUAUCUCGCCUGAAGGACACAAACAUCAUCCAACUGCUGGGUGUGUGUGUGAGCAGUGAUCCGUUGUGUAUGGUCACGGAGUACAUGGAGAGUGGAGACCUGAAUCAGUACCUCUCCCAGAGAGUGUUACUGGACAAGACUGGACCUCUACAUAAUACACCAACCAUCAGCUACCCAGCUUUGAUCUCCAUGGCGAGUCAGAUUGCAUCAGGUAUGAAGUUCUUGUCAUCUCUGAACUUUGUGCAUCGAGACCUGGCCACACGAAACUGCCUGGUGGGUGAAGAGCGUCAAAUAAAGAUAGCUGACUUUGGCAUGAGCAGGAACCUCUAUGCUGGCGAUUACUACAGGAUCCAGGGCAGAGCUGUGCUGCCUAUUCGCUGGAUGGCAUGGGAGUGCAUACUCAUGGGGAAGUUCACUGCAGCAAGUGACGUAUGGGCAUUUGGUGUGACGCUGUGGGAGAUUCUCAGUGUGUGUCAGGAGCAGCCGUACAGUCACAUGACCGAUGAACAGGUCAUUGACAAUGCAGGAGAGUUCUUCAGAGACCAGGGCAGACAGGAUUUACAUCUUGGUUAUGGGUGAUGUUAACAACAGUGGAUCUCAAAGGGCUCCUGGUCUGGAUGAUGGAGGAAGAGGCCCUCCAAAUAAUUUUGCUGAGGAGUUUUGUAGUCAGAGUGCUGAUACAGUGUCCUGAUGAUAUCUGAUAUCUGGAGUCUGUCUGCAGAUCAACACUAGCCUGAUUCACCCACAACAGCUGAAUUCCCUCAGUAUGGACAUCACACAAAUCAUAUGA
This is a messenger RNA of Xyrauchen texanus (razorback sucker), 1948 nucleotides long. RefSeq names its product epithelial discoidin domain-containing receptor 1-like. Gene Ontology annotation, cellular component: signaling receptor complex; membrane. The transcript has 13 exons. NCBI's taxonomy places the organism in Eukaryota, Metazoa, Chordata, Actinopteri, Cypriniformes, Catostomidae. Bases 1 to 1737 code for a protein of 578 amino acids. Gene Ontology annotation, molecular function: protein tyrosine kinase collagen receptor activity; ATP binding; collagen binding. Gene Ontology annotation, biological process: positive regulation of kinase activity; multicellular organism development; cell surface receptor protein tyrosine kinase signaling pathway. The record is from RefSeq and is a predicted model, not a curated record.